AUGAAGCAAAGCAAAAACAGACCCACCGGUCACCGCCUCACUCGACCCUCACUCUCGCAACAACAACCAAAAAGAGGUCGUGAGUUGAGAUUCAGAGGAAAAAUCGAUAAUGUUUUUUUUUUCUUCUGCUCUUGCAAUGGACCUGUGAAAGAAUGGAAGUGUGAAGAAGAAAUCGAGAAAGGAGCUGUGAAGAGAGGAAAUUAA
This is a messenger RNA of Lactuca virosa, 204 nucleotides long. The record is from the annotation of a GenBank genome assembly. Lineage: Eukaryota; Viridiplantae; Streptophyta; Magnoliopsida; Asterales; Asteraceae.